Messenger RNA from Lactuca virosa, 2294 nucleotides. The record is from the annotation of a GenBank genome assembly. NCBI's taxonomy places the organism in Eukaryota, Viridiplantae, Streptophyta, Magnoliopsida, Asterales, Asteraceae.
UGGUGUCGGCGAUCAUCGAGAGAAAAUGGAUGACGGCGAGGGAGGUCUGAGUUUCGACUUCGAAGGCGGCCUAGACGCAGCACCCACCCAACCCACCGCAUCCGUCCCCGUAAUCCACCAAUCCACUGACAAUGGACCAUCGGCUUCUGCCGCUAACCUCAGCUACUCCACUCCCCCUCCGUCGGCUGUCACCGACCCUGCUUCUGCUGCCGCCGCCAACGCCAACUUCCCGGGAAGGAGGAGUUACCGUCAAACCGUAUGCCGCCACUGGCUCCGGAGCCUGUGUAUGAAAGGAGAGGCCUGCGGGUUUCUUCAUCAAUACGACAAAUCACGAAUGCCUAUUUGUCGAUUCUUCCGAUUGUAUGGAGAGUGCCGCGAACAGGACUGUGUUUAUAAGCACACCAACGAAGAUAUCAAGGAGUGUAACAUGUACAAGUUGGGAUUUUGUCCAAAUGGUCCUGAUUGUCGAUAUAGACAUGCAAAGCUACCAGGACCUCCUCCUUCAGUGGAAGAAGUACUCCAAAAGAUUCAGCAGCUAACAUCCUACAACUAUGGCAAUUCUAAUAGGUUUUUCCAAAACCGAAAUGCUAACCAAUCACAGCAAUCUGAAAAGUUUCAAUUUCCACAAGGUAACAAUGAUACAAAUCAAAUUAAUAAACCUGCUACAACAGAUGCAAAUUCAUUGCAGCCUGUGCCUCCUUCUUCACCACAUCAGCAGCAGCAGCAACAGGUUGCACAGUCACAGCAACAGGUUAGCCAAUUAGGUCAAUCCCAAGCACAGUCAAAUGGUCAACAAGUUCAAGCAAAUAAAACUUGCAUACCCUUGCCUCAAGGAACAUCAAGGUAUUUUAUUGUAAAAAGUUGCAAUCGUGAAAAUCUUGAGCUAUCAGUUCAACAAGGAGUGUGGGCCACCCAAAGAAGCAAUGAAGCUAAACUAAACGAAGCUUUUGAUUCUGUGGAAAAUGUUAUUCUAAUAUUUUCUGUCAACAGGACACGACAUUUUCAGGGGUGUGCAAGGAUGACUUCCAAAACUGGUGGCUCUGUUGGUGGAGGCAACUGGAAAUAUGAACAUGGGACUGCACAUUAUGGACGCAAUUUCUGUGUCAGAUGGCUCAAGCUAUGUGAGUUGUCCUUCCACAAAACUCGACACCUCAGGAAUCCUUACAAUGAGAACUUACCAGUGAAGAUAAGCAGAGAUUGUCAAGAGCUAGAGCCAUCAAUUGGUGAACAAUUGGCUUCACUUUUAUAUCUUGAACCAGAUAGCGAACUCAUGGCAAUAUCAGUUGCUGCAGAAUCAAAACGGGAAGAGGAGAAAGCAAAAGGAUAUAAUCCCGAAAAUGCCACUGAAAAUCCGGAUAUUGUCCCAUUUGAGGACAAUGAAGAGGAGGAAGAAGAGGAAGAGGAAGAAAGUGAGGAAGAAGAUGAAGGUUUUGAUCAGGGUGGUUUUAUGGUGGGACAAGGCGGCAGAGGAGGAGGAGGAAGGGGCGGCAGAGGGAUGUUAUGGCCGCCACCUCAUAUGCCCUUAGGAAGAGGGCCCCGCCCUAUGCCUGGAAUGAGAGGCUUCCCUCCUCUCAUGAUGGGGGCUGAUGGGUUUUCUUAUGGGCCCGAUGGGUUUCCUAUACCUGAUCUUUUAAACAUGGGCCCUCGUGGGUUUGGCCCAUUUGGGCCUAGAUUUUCCGGUGACUUUCAAAGGCCACCAUUUCCUGGUAUGAUGUUCCCCGGCCGGCCUGGGCCCCACCAAGGGAACUUUCCCGGGGGUGGGUUUGGGAUGAUGAUGGGGCCCGGGCCAGGACCUGGGCGUGGUGGCCCGUUUAUGGGUUUAGGUGGAAGAGGUGGCCGACCGGGUUUUCCACAGCAGCAGCAGCUUCCACCUUCUCAUAAUCGGGCUAAGAGGGAUCAGGCGGCUGGUGGUGGUGCCGCCCAGGGUAUGGGCCAAGACGAUGAGGCUCAAGUUGGUGGUGAAAGUACGUUUAAAAAUGGUGAAAGUGAAAGUGAAGAUGAGGCACCGAGGAGAUCUCGACAUGGUGAAGGGAAGAAGAAGAGGCGGAGCUCUGAGGGUGAUGCCGCCACAAACUCCGGUGACGGAAGUUAGGUAAUGGCCGGAAAUGUCCACUUGAUUACUGUUGGUUUAGUUUGUCAUUAGAGAUUGGAUAUUUAUAGGUGUUUAGUUUAUAAAAGGCAAUGUAUAUUAGCUUUAUGUAUGCGAACACAGGAGGAACACCCUGAGAAUUCAUAUGUAUGCAAAAACAUCAUGUAACUUUGUCCGGUCAAAUUUAGAACGGUUUUUGAUUAAA